Molecule: messenger RNA, 900 nt
Organism: Gaeumannomyces tritici R3-111a-1
Lineage: Eukaryota; Fungi; Ascomycota; Sordariomycetes; Magnaporthales; Magnaporthaceae
Exons: 2
Coding region: 130-807 (225 amino acids)
Biological process (GO): xylan catabolic process
Molecular function (GO): hydrolase activity, hydrolyzing O-glycosyl compounds
Source: RefSeq, a predicted model, not a curated record
UGUGAAAAUGACAUAAAUAACCACAGGCUUAACCUUCCAACCUCGAAGUAAAAACGGCCUACCAUCACACAGCGUCUGUCAUCAACACCGAGAACAUUUCCAACGCAAACAGCCUUCUUCCACAUCAGCAUGGUCUCCUUUACCGCCUUCGUCAGCGCCAUCGCGCUGGCCUUCAUUCCCAGCGUCGUCGCCGCACCCAGUGCCCAGCAGCCCAACAGUCUCGUCACGCGCCAGAAUUUCCCAUGGCAGUGGUGGACUGAAGGCCGGGGGCAGUUCAACUGCCAGCAGCAGGGAGGCGGAAAGUACUCUUGCUCAUGGAGCGGACAGCAAGGUGGCGGCAUGGUGGCUGGAACCGGUUGGGGCGCCGGCAGGAAGACGGUGAAAUACGCAGGACAAUACAACCCCAAAGGCCCCGGCUACCUCUCCCUCUACGGCUGGACCCGAAACCCGCUGAUCGAGUUCUAUAUCGUCGAGUCGUGGGACGUGCUGGCCCCCGGCGAGCCCUGGACGCUGCGCGGCAACUUUACGUCGGACGGUGGCAACUACGCCCUCUACACCGCCCAGCGCGUCAACAAGCCGUCCAUCGAGGGCACCCGGACCUUCACGCAGUACUUUUCCGUACGGAGCGAGGCCGAGAAGAAGACGGGCAGCGUCGGCGGCACAAUCACCACGGGCAACCACUUCGACGCUUGGGCUAGGAUGGGAUACCGGCUGGGCAACUUUGAGCAGAAUAUGUUUAUGGUUACCGAAGCGUUUGCCAACGGGACCAAGCUUCCCAGCGGUACCAGCACCAUCACGGUCAGCUGAUUGGGAUAGAAGCAGUGCUGAGUUUAAUUCUAAAGCAGUGUUUUGGCAAGGGGUUGUAUAAAGUAUCACAUGAUGGAGACCUCUCCCAUUUUC